Molecule: messenger RNA, 183 nt
Organism: Dovyalis caffra
Lineage: Eukaryota; Viridiplantae; Streptophyta; Magnoliopsida; Malpighiales; Salicaceae
Source: the annotation of a GenBank genome assembly
AUGUCUGGACCGUUUAAAAUCAGAGCGAUUCCAAGGCAACGCAAGAGUAAAUAUAGUGAAUUUCUUGACAUGAUUGGUUUGGGUACAACGCUCAAUAGACCAAAGGAUUACAUGGAUGUUGUUCGUGUGGCUGAAACUGAUGGUCUUUCUGCAACAGAACAUAUUCAAGAGUAUAAUGUCUGA